AUGGCUGCGUAUUACCUCUGCUCUCAGAGUCAGCCUGCCUCUCAAAAACAGCUCUUGGAGAACACCGCCCGACUAAUCAGGCUUAGCCAGGGAAGCGCGGCCUUAUCUGGGGCAGGCAGGCCGUGGGGAGCCAGCCGGGCCAGGCUGAUACCAAAGGCAAUCAAGGCGCUAGGAGGGGAGCCAAGGCCCCGGUCCCCGCCGCCGCCGCCAAGGAAGGCCAGCCUGGCCUCGCCUGGCACCUGCGCUCCAAGGGCGGCGGCGGCGCCUCCAGAUCAGCAAAGGCCAGAUUUGUCCACCCCGGAUCGACCCACUCCGCCGCCCUCGGCACACGGGAAAGAGCCAGCCCGAGCGCCUCAGCCCAGCAGCUCCGGGGCGCGGGGCCGGCCCAGAGCCGGGCAUCGCGCGCUGCCAUGGCGCGGGAUGGUGCCCAGCAGCUCUGGCGGGCUGCUCCUGGCCUCGCCCCGGAGAUCAGCAGCGCCGCCGCCGUGCGGGGCGGCUUGUACGCUCCGACCAGCGGCCGCGGCCGCCUGUGAUGGAAGGCGGCGGCACCCCGCCCCCGGCCUCCCCCCGCGCCGCGCCGCGCCGCCCCGGCGCGCACAAGGGCCUCUUCUGCCGGCACUGGGGCGCACGACGAGGGCCUUUUCACGCCGGGAGCAGAGCAGCCAUUCCGCGGCCCGGGCUUCCCUGGGCCACGCGGCUGUUGGGGCCGCGGCCUCGCUCGCCUCUGCAGCCCGCGCCCGCCCAGGCACGGGGCUCUCCAGGACUCCGCGGCCCCGAACGCUGAAGGAGCCGCUGCUGCCUGCCGGGGACGGCCGCACCAUCGCCCGGUUUGGCCGCCUUCUGCCCCCAAGCACGGAGGGGGAGGAGGGGAGACCGCGGAGAGGCGGCAAGGGGCGGGCUGCGUCGCCCCACGUGUAG
Messenger RNA from Elgaria multicarinata webbii, 918 nucleotides. Its product is annotated as transcription initiation factor TFIID subunit 4-like. The transcript has 2 exons. The record is from RefSeq and is a predicted model, not a curated record. The coding region runs from base 1 to 918 and encodes 305 amino acids. Lineage: Eukaryota; Metazoa; Chordata; Lepidosauria; Squamata; Anguidae.